CUCAGCACCAACAUAUCCUAGAUCCCAUCCGUCAUGGAGACGCCCUACACCGACCACUUGAGCCUGGAGGACUUCGAGCAGGUCUAUGAGCCAGCGGAGGAUUCGUUCCUGUUGCUGGAUGCUCUGGAAAAGGAUCUGCCGUACCUGGAGCAGCUGCAGCCGCAUCUUUGCGUGGAACUGGGCUCGGGUUCGGGCGUGAUUAUCACGGCACUGGCCAAGAAACUGGCUGGUUGCUCCCUAUGCCUGGCCACAGACAUCAAUCCCAAAGCCUGUGAUGCCACCCGAAGAACUGCUGCCCGGAAUGGUGCGCGCUUGGAGAGCAUUCGUUGCAAUCUAGCCGAUGCACUGCGUCCAAAGUCAGUGGAUGUGCUGCUCUUCAAUCCACCCUAUGUGGUGACCAGCGACGAGGAGCUGCAGACGCAACAGUUCGAUUCCCACAGCGUAUCCUCAACGGAACGCAAUCUGGUCUUCUCCUGGGCCGGCGGACAGGAUGGGCGGCGCAUCACGGACAUUCUACUAAAGCAACUGGAUGACAUUCUAUCUCCCCGGGGCGUUCUCUACCUACUCCUUUUGCGGGAGAACAAGCCCGAGGAGAUUAUCAAAUACUUAGAGGGCCUCCAGUUCCGGGCUGUUAACUUCAUGGAGCGACGCAUUCCUGGCGAGCAUCUGUACAUACUGAAGGUCACCAGGUCCUCCUCAUCACCAUGACUCGUGCAAUAAUAUCAAAAACAAGUUGUAUUUUAAUUAAACGUUUUAUUUUUACAGUUUCUACAGUUCAUAGUUAUUUCCAGCUAUAUAAAGUUUGUAGUCGAUUAUAUCGGAGUUCCCUGAAUUUUUUCUAUAAAAUGUAAGAUAUAAAUGACAUAAAAUUAAAAAAAGAAAUUAGUUAUCAUUGAAA
Messenger RNA from Drosophila subpulchrella, 898 nucleotides. It is a transcript of the gene HemK2, whose product is annotated as methyltransferase N6AMT1. Gene Ontology annotation, molecular function: protein methyltransferase activity; S-adenosylmethionine-dependent methyltransferase activity; nucleic acid binding. The transcript has 2 exons. Gene Ontology annotation, cellular component: eRF1 methyltransferase complex. The coding region runs from base 34 to 708 and encodes 224 amino acids. The record is from RefSeq and is a predicted model, not a curated record. Gene Ontology annotation, biological process: methylation. Lineage: Eukaryota; Metazoa; Arthropoda; Insecta; Diptera; Drosophilidae.